This is a messenger RNA of Stegastes partitus (bicolor damselfish), 2336 nucleotides long. RefSeq names its product potassium channel subfamily K member 1. The transcript is spliced from 3 exons. Gene Ontology annotation, biological process: stabilization of membrane potential; potassium ion transmembrane transport. Lineage: Eukaryota; Metazoa; Chordata; Actinopteri; Pomacentridae. Bases 173 to 1225 code for a protein of 350 amino acids. Gene Ontology annotation, cellular component: plasma membrane. The record is from RefSeq and is a predicted model, not a curated record. Gene Ontology annotation, molecular function: potassium ion leak channel activity; outward rectifier potassium channel activity.
GCGACGUCACCAGCAGCAGCAGCUUCCUCUGAGCUGAGGAAUGAGGAAGAGGAGUCCAUCCACCGGCCGGAGAGGACGCAACUAAAGUCAUUACAUUUAAAAAACGAGCUUUCUGUCCGGUUGGAUGAACCAGCUGAGAGUUUGUUGACUUCAUCUACCUGUAACCUGUGUGAUGGUGCGCGGCUGCACAGGAGACGGCUGGUGCGCUCGCUUCGUGGAGAGCCACCGGCCGGGGCUGAACUUCGCCCUGCUGGUCGUCUGUUACAUCCUUUAUCUCAUCGUGGGUGCCGGAAUUUUCUCCGCCAUCGAGCUGCCCUACGAAGACGAGCUUCGGAAGGAGCUGCGAGAGGCCCGGCAGGACUUCCUGACCGAGAGCCCGUGCGUGUCCGACGCGCGCCUGGAGGAGCUGCUGGCCCGCGCCCUGGAGGCCAGUAACUAUGGAGUGUCCGUCCUGGGGAACGACAGCGGGCACAACUGGGACUUUGUGUCCUCGUUGUUCUUCACCAGCACCGUGCUGACCACAACAGGCUACGGCCACACCGUUCCCCUCUCAGAUGGAGGGAAGGCCUUCUGCAUCUUCUACACCCUCUUUGGCAUCCCCGUCACCCUCUUCUUCCUCUCUGCUGUGGUGCAGAGGCUCAUGGUGCUGGUGUCUCGCCGCCCCGUGUCCUAUUUCCACCGGCGAUGGGCUGUGGACAAGUCAAAGCUGGCCGCCAUCCACGCCACCUGCCUCGCCGUCCUCGUGGCCCUGCUGCUCCUCAUCGUCCCCGCGUGGAUCUUUGCCGACCUGGAGUCAGACUGGAACUUCCUGGAGUCUCUGUACUUCUGUUUCAUCUCUCUGACGACCAUUGGCCUCGGGGAUUACGUCCCUGGAGAAACUCAUAGUAAAGAGAGGAACCCACACCCACAGCUGUACAGGCUGGCCAUCACAGCCUACUUGCUGCUGGGUUUGAUCUGCAUCCUGGUGCUGAUGGAGACGUGCUGCGAGCUCCCCCAGAUGAGACGCUUCAGGCAGAGGUUCUACCAGGAAAGGGUUCGGGAGCUGGACUCUGAGACCACCAACAUCAUCGACCGGGAUCACCUGAGCGACCAGCUGAGCGACCCUGCAGACGACACGAUGGACCACCUGCCAACCAUCCCUUCUGUGUCUGAACAGGCCGCGUCCAUACGGCAGAACGGCAAGUCGCCGCCUUACACCCCAGCGUCUGUGGAAAAGCUGAGAUGACAGAUUGUUUGGGCUUCCAGGAGGAGUGUGGUUGUUUUAAGGGACCGGUCUAUGAACCUUUGCAGGAUGCAUGGCUGCUCAGGACAGCUUUGACCUUAAGGUGCCUAUAUGGGAGCAUAAACAGCCUGAGUGCUCCGGCGUGUAUCUGCAUCUCAGCUGAGAAAGCUGCGUAAAGAGUGAUCGCUCUCUACCGCUGCCAACACCAACAUUGCAUUUGUGAUUUUAAAGCAGGAACCACCCAGAGAUUAUCAGUGUGGCAUUGUUUUCUCCCCUGUUGCUCGGUUCCCUGCAGAUACAGAUCUGACACAGAGGAAGGGCUGGGUCCCCCCCAAACGGAGGGAAACCUCGCAAGUUUCCACUUCCUGCCAAAGUCUUAAUUCCUAAGCGGCACAGUUUGUUUCAGAGGAUUUCACACUCGCUCUUAGCACAUUAUAUAAUCUAUGGUGGUAUUUGCAUAGGAAAUUUGCCUCCUCGGGAAGCAGCAGAGCCGUACAGUAGCAGGAGAGCCAUCUGUUGGCCUACUGUACCUCAUUUGCAAGGAUUCCAAGAAGAUCCAUUGAAGGCAAAGAAUAAACACUUUUUUCUUCCUUGUUGCUUAUAGUUGGGGAUUAGUCUUCAGCUCCUGCUGGCAUGCGGAAAUAUUUUAUUGCUGCAACAAUACUGCAAUGUGCGCUUUGUGCCACUAGAUGGAAGCACUUUCACGUUACAGGUGGAUUUAAAUGAAGCUGUUACUGUGGGGUUUUAUCUCUGAGUGAUUCUGAAAAAUGUAAUCAAGCCACAAGAAUAUGUCAUCGUCACGACUGGGAGCGAGGACGCGUGCUGUAAAAAGAAGCUGAUUUGCAGUAAUUCUGUCAAAGAUGCCCCAAUUUACAGCGGCGCAGUUAAAGAUAACGGCUUUAUGUCCACGAGUGUUUUUCGUUUUAUACUUCAGCUUUAAAGUAGCUUCGAAUCACAAGAAUCAAAAAGGAUAUAACUUAUUUUCUUUUCCAAAGAUCAUUGUCGUUUUGAUGGUUUAUGGGUUUUAAUGAAAACUUUAAAAUGGUGGUUUUUAUGAGCUCCAGUUCUGGACAGAGUGUAAAUAAAUCAUGCAACAUUAAACAUUAAAUAUAUA